This is a messenger RNA of Saprolegnia parasitica CBS 223.65, 3164 nucleotides long. RefSeq lists its product as hypothetical. The record is from RefSeq and is a predicted model, not a curated record. NCBI's taxonomy places the organism in Eukaryota, Oomycota, Saprolegniomycetes, Saprolegniales, Saprolegniaceae. Gene Ontology annotation, molecular function: calcium ion binding; protein binding. Bases 18 to 3158 code for a protein of 1046 amino acids. The transcript has 9 exons.
CAGAAAGAUACGUCGAAAUGGAAGGGACGCGGGUCCCGGCGCCGCCGGUCCGGGCCAACACAACCCGCUUCACGCCGGCGCGGCGCCAGAUCCGCUCGAGUAGCACGCUGGGAGGUCCAUCGUUCAUCACCGAGGUCGAGGUGAGCUCCAUCCACAACGAGUGGCGCCAAGAGGUCGCAGACGGGACGAGCGACAACGACGACGACGAUUCCGAGGCCGACCGCGCGCUCGAGCGAGAGUUUCGCUCGCACGCGCUCACACCGUUCUACAAGGCGGACCCGGAGAAGGGUUUUACAAUGGACAUUAUGAUGCUCAUCGACAUGGCCAAGGUCGGGUCGCUCCGUGACGAGUUCCAGCAAAAGGAGUCGGGCUUGUCCGUGACCGAGUUUGUCACCGUCAUGCUGCGCUUCGUGCGCAGCAGCAAGCAGCAGUCGGGUGACAACAAGUCGCAUUUGCACGAUCUCACGGAGCCCCAGCUCAUUGCGUACCUCUCGGAGCUCUUUGCGCAGAUCGAUAUCAACGGCGAUGGCACGAUGGAGUGGGAAGAGUUUACGUCAUUCAUCGUCGACACGGGUCUCGAGAGUCAGCAGCCCAAUUCGAUUCAAAUGUACCAUCACUCGAGCUGGGAAGACACGUCCAAGCACAGCUCGGGCAUCGACCGCAUGUACUACUUCCCGACCAACGACCGCCUCGCGCUCUGCGAGUACGGCGGCCACUCGCUUAAAAUCUACAACUCCCGCUGCGAGCUCCUCAAAGCACUCAAGUCCCCCGACGGCUUUGUGCUCUGCGCCGAAUACGUCGACAAGCUCAGCCAAUAUGUUGUCGCGUCGUCGGACCUGCAGCUGCGCUUCUACGACGACACGUCCUACCGCUUGAUCAAGAGCUGUCAUACGCCCACGUCACAAAACUGUUUGCGGUGGUAUCCCCAAGCCAACGUGCUCUUUUCCGGUAGUGCCAGUGGCAUCAUCUACGCGUGGGACGCCGACAGGAUGGAGGAGCGUCAUCACAUGGGCGGGAUCGGUCGCGACGGGAAGCUCUUGACGCGGUCCCACGACGGCAUCGUACUCGACCUCCUCAACCUCGAGACGCUCGAGACACUGGCGUCAGCCAGCAUGGACAAGAGCAUUCGGCUGUGGGACGUGAAUACGGGCAAGCACAAGCAGCAGCUCGACGGACACAUGAAGGGCGUCCGCGCCCUCGCCUACUCGUCCGAAUAUCGGUUCUUAGUCUCGGCAGGGUUCGACUUUGACGCACUUGUCUGGAACCCGUAUGUGGAUCAGCUCAUUUUGCGUCUGCACGGGCACCAAAACUCGCUCUGUGGCGUCGAGAUCGUCCCCGACACGCCGCAGAUCAUUACAGCCGACAUUGACGGCGUCUUCAAGGUGUGGGACAUUCGCAACUUUGCGUGCAUGCAAACGUUUACUGCGGAAAACGUGAGCCUCGGAGAAAUCAAGACAUUUGCAUCCGUGACGUCCCAGAAGCGAAUCGUUGCUGGCGGCAAGCGGAUGACGGCAUUUGACUAUGAAAAGCUGCGCAAUCCCAAGCUCACGGACGAUUUUCCCGUCUUUGUGGUCCUGUACAACCCCGUGUCGCUCUCGCUCAUUACGGCAGCGGGCACCGACAUCAAGAUCUGGGAUGCAAAUCUGGGCAAGCUCCUUCGCGUGUAUCGAAAUGUGAGCACGACGGAUGUGACGUCGCUCUGCUUGGACUCUCAGUGCCGCAAGUUUAUCGUUGGCGACCACGAAGGCAACGUCCGUGUCUUCGACUACCUCAACGGUGCCCUCAUGAAGGCAUUUGCAUAUCCCGAGACAAACGACCGCGCCCACUUGGGCGAAGUCGCGCGCUUGGUCUACUGCAACGCGUACCGCAGCGUCAUUUCCGCGUCGUGGGACACGACCGUCUGCAUCCACGACGAGUCCGACCCCGAGCGCGGCGUGCUCCUCCGAAAAAUGACCGGCGGCCACACGGGGGAUAUCACGAGCCUCGCCUACUCGCACACCCUCUCGCUCAUCGCAACGGGGUCGCUCGACUGCAUGGUGCAAAUCUGGGACUACGAGUUUGGCCGGCUCGACGGGACGUGUAUUGGGCACACAAGCGGCAUCUCGAGCCUUCUCUUCCUCGACCCGUACCCGCUCCUCGCAGUUUGCGACCUCCACGGUAACGUGUGUCUCUGGGCCAUGCGUCCGAGCAAGUACAAGUACCGCUGCGUGCUGCGUUUUCGCGUGCAAACGACUCUGUCCCUCACCAAGCGGCACGGCGCAUCGCAUUUGCCCGUCAUGACCACGCACGUCCACACAAAGCCGCUCACGCGCCGGCAAAAAGCGAUCGGCUUCGUCCCGUCCAGCGCGAUUCUCGACUACUUUCUCAUUGGCGGCGACGACAAGGGCGUCCUGAGCGUGUGGAACCUCUACCCGUUGCUGCAUAAAUUGGAGGCAGACUUUGGCAUCCGAGCCAUGGACAAGGCCGUCGAGUGCGUCAACCCGGGGCGCAAUCUGCGCAUUCACGCGGCCGAGCUCGUGCGCAAGACCAAGGACACGCCCGAGUGGCUCUCGUACGCGGCCCGCGACCCGCAAACCACGUUUCACUUUAGCCGCGAGAGCCAAAUGCCGCUGCUUCGCUUGCAGCAGCUCGAGGCAGUGCACCAAUGGCGUGCGCACGACGACGUCAUCUACUCGAUCCAAGUCGUGCUCGACCACAGCACCGUGACGCUCGUCUCGUCCUCGUUUGACCGGAUGGUCAAACUCUGGCGCCUCGACGGCGAGAGCCUCGGGGCGCUCACGCAGGGCGACAUGGAGCUCGGGAAGCAGCCGUACAAGUUCCCCAUCGACUACCAGCACCGCGAAUUUGAAAAGCUGGUGCACGCCAAGACCGUCAUCAAGCAAGUCCGGAAAACGAAAAAGGAGGACGAGAGUCGGGACCCUGUCCGCGUCUUGCGGCCCAAAGCACCGCCACCACCCGCCAUCGAGAGCAUGCGCGAAUACCUCGACGGUCCGCCGGGGUCGGACGCGUCCGGGAGUCUGCCGCCCCUGCAUCUCAAGUCGGCUUCGGCGACAUGGACCAAGCUACGCAAGACGCCGCGCAUCAAACCCGUCUCAGCGCGCGGGGCGGGCCGCUCGAUCCGCGGGAAACGCGCCGAUAACACAAGGAAAGAAUCGUAAGAGCCG